GAAUUAAAACAAAAUAAGAAUAAAAAAAAAAAACAAGAAACAAAGAAAAGACGCGGCUGCUGUAUACACCAAAAACCAGAGAGGGGGAGAGAGAAAGUGUUGGGUAAUUGAUUCUAGCUACAGAGAUCGCACCCAAGCGAGAACCCAUACCCAAUAAAUCAAUCCAAUUUCUUUGUUUUUUUUGGUUAUUAUUGAGAUCAUUUGUUUAGAACUUUAACAAGUAAUUAGUUCUCAAGGCAAUAAAAUUCAAACAUCGGCUGGUACCGAUUUGAAUUUAGUGAUCGGGUCCAAUUCACUGGAAAUCCGUGGUGGGUUUUCGGUUUUGUGAAAUGGGUUGGCUUUGUUUUUUUGUUUGGGAUUGUAGAGAGAUAAUUAUGAAUUCAUGGGCUUAAAUUAUUAUUUUAUUUUAGUUUUACAUUUUGUUGUUGUUGUUGCUGUUUGAUGAUUUCUCUGGGGAGGAGAGAUGGGAGAGAGGACCUAGGGAUAGGGUUUGGCAGUGAGAGAGAGAUGGAAGAUACCGAGCUUGAAGAAGGGGAGGCCUGCUCAUACCAUAAUAUCAACAACAACGAUGAUGAUUAUGAUGCGAGCAUGGACCCUGAUAUUGCUCUCUCUUACAUAGAUGAAAAACUGCAUGAUGUCUUGGGACACUUUCAAAAAGAUUUUGAAGGUGGAGUUUCGGCAGAGAACUUGGGGGCCAAGUAUGGUGGUUAUGGUUCAUUUUUACCUACCUAUCAGCGGUCUCCUGGUUGGACCCACCCAAGGACCUCACCAAAAAUUCAACAUCGCAAUGCAUCUAGAUCCCCAAACAAUUUGCAACUGGAGGGCGGCCGCUGGAGCUCUGUAUCUUCGUCAACUGCAUCUCAAUCACUAAGACUUGAGCCUUCUUCUACAGUAUUGAAAACAACAUCCUCCUUGAAUGAGUCGGUUAAACAAGAAGCAUGUGUGCCAUCCAUUCAUUUUGCCGAGGAACUUGUUCCUAGAGAUGAAUGUGUAAACAGGAAAUCUGCUAGUUUACAGAAGAUGCUGAAAGUUCGAAUCAAAGUUGGUUCUGAUAACUUGUUGACACAGAAAAAUGCAAUCUACACUGGUCUUGGGCUUGAUGUCUCACCAUCUUCCUCAAUGGAUGACAGCCCCUCUGAAAGUGAAGGGAUGUCUCACGAUCCUCAAGAUGCUCAUCUGGAAUCUCCUAAUUAUAUUCUCCAGAUAAUGACAUCUUUUCCGGUGCCUGGAGCUCUGCUGCUAUCACCUCUUCCUGAUGAUCUUCUCCACCUGAAAGAGAUGGAAAAAUUAAUUAAAGAUAGUGGAUGCUCGUCUGUUCCAAGGUUUGGUCCUGAAAAUUCUUGCACUGUAGUGAAUGGGUCUAGCUCUGUAAAAGGUGAUGGGACAAUGUUUGGAGAGACGAAAAUAAAGUCAAUGGCGAGAAAUGAACUUUCAGCAGAAUCAAAGAGUGAUAUUAAUAAGGAUUCUGGGAUUGGUGUUGGUGUUAUAUCGAAGGAGAUAGAACUUGACACCUUUGCUUGUGAGGAGCUUGUUUCUAAUACCUUAAAGCUUCCACUUUUGUCAAAUUCAUAUUCUGCUUCUGUUGGCACUUCAAAGGGAAUGGGUAGGGCAUCUAACGUGCCUAAGGGAGUGAUGAGUGACAAAGGUUUUUCUAGUCUAACAAAAGAGGAAUUACCAGUGCAAGAAAAUGGGUCGAUCAAGAAUCCCAAAUCCAAGUCCUCUGGAAAGGUUUGGGAAGAUAGAAAACCUAUUAGUUUUGGCAGUGAUUCAGUCUCCCCAAGGAAAGACAGCCAUCGCAAAGGAGAAAAGCCUCAUGAAUCAGUCAAAAUUGACUCGAAUGUUUCAAAAGGGAGGAAGGCUAAAUAUCAGGCUCCAACAGAACCUGCCAAGCAGAAUGCUGAUGAGAAAGCUAUGUCGUAUGAACAGGAAGGUAUGAAGUUACCUUAUGCUAAGGAGUCUUCUUCCGAGGGGAGAAAAAAACUAAAGGGAAGUCAAAGUCAUGGCACUGUAGUUGCUGAGGCACCAAAAGAGAGUUUAAGGCUUAACUCAUCUUUGGCACCAAAAAAUAAGAAGAGCAGUUAUGCCGACAAUUAUACAACUAAAGUAGAGUUGGAAGACUUGAAAUUACAAAAGAAUUCUGGAAAAGCUGGGGAUAGAUAUAGAGAAUUUUUUGGGGACAUGGAACCAGAACAAGAAGAAUUCCGAAUGAGUACAUUGGUAAAAAGUUAUGAGGAUAGGCUGGAGGACUUUGAAAUGGUUGAAAAGGGCACACAUGGAACUAACAGCAUGUCCAAGGAAAGAUCAAGCACUAAGAAAGUGGAUAACCUGUUAACAUCUGAAGCAUUUCCUAAAGCUGCUUCAACUGGUUCUUUGCACAAUGGGGACGGGCCCAUAACUGAUACUGCUCCUGCUGAAGAUAAUUGGGUCUGUUGUGAUAAGUGUCAAACAUGGCGGCUUCUUCCACCUCGUACAAAUCCUGAUGACCUGCCUGAAAAGUGGCUGUGUAGCAUGCUUGACUGGCUGCCUGGUAUGAACCGGUGUAGUUUUAGUGAGGAUGAAACAACCUUUGCAACUCGGUCUCUUAAACAAAACACUUCUGGUGGGGAUAUAUCCAAAGAAACUGUGGCUGGUGUUUGGCAUCCUGAUCAGAGCCUCCAAAAUUUUGGUUCACAUGCUGCGCUUCCUAGUGGAAGAAAAAAGCAUGGUUCAAAAGAGUUAUCAAAUAUGAUGUAUAAAGAAGAUGGACCUAUUCAGUUGUCAAACCAUACAAAGAAAAGCUUACAUGUGCCAGUGACAAAUAGAGGCUUAAAUGAUGUGAAACCAGCUCUUGUGGUAAGUGAACCUGAUUCUUUGAAACCGAGCAAGUCUAAUUUAGCUGUGGAGAAACACAAACAUAAGCCGAAAGAUAAGCAUAGAGGACUGGACAACUUUUCUGACCGAGGUGGUGGCUCGAAGCGAUCAAAGGGGAAAGGCAAAAGGGACCCUGAUCAAGAUUGUUUUAGAGCUUCUAAGAAAAUCAGAGCUGAAGGUUUUCCAGAAGAUUGGAUGUCUGAUCAUGGUGGGGCAAUUGAAAAGGUGGGUCCUCCUUCGAGCAAUGGUUUGGCUAUGGCAUCAUCAGGGAAGAAUCCGCCCAAAUACAAUGAUUGCACUUCUAAGAACAUGAAGCAUGACCUGAAGGACUGGGCUCAACUUUCUGCUAAAAAUCCAAAGGAGGAUGUCCGCGCUUCCUUGGAUAAUGGGUUUGUGGAUAUAGGGAACUGUGAUGAUAGAGAUACAAAAAAGAGGAAAGUGAAGGAAAGUCAUGAUGCUCAACUCUAUCAGGAUUCCCUUCCAAACACAGGGCAUCACCACCAGGAUAGUAAUAUCAUGGCCAAGGAGGAGUUCAGUGAGACUGACUACAGGAAGGUUAAGAAGCCCAGAGUAUCCAGGUCUGAAGGGAAGGAGGCUAGUGGAAGUAAAAGCAAUGGUAGAACAGACAAAAAAGGUAGUCAUAGAAAGAACCAGCAACUACGACAUGACCUAGGGAGCACCGUAUCUCAGCGGAGCUUGGAUGGUGUGGAUUCUUUGAAGAGGGAUUCUGGAUCUUUACAUGUGGCAGCUAAUUCUAGCUCUUCCAAAGUUUCUGGUUCCCAUAAAACCAAAUCCAAUUUUCCUGAUGCAAAAGGCUCGCCUGUAGAAUCAGUUUCAUCAUCACCUAUGAGAGUUUCAAAACCAGAAAAACUUGCAUCAGCAAGAAAGAAUGUCACCAAAAAAGAUGCUUCUGUUGAUGCUGGUUUCUUUGCCCCAGGUGGCCCACGAAGAUUUUCAGAUGGGGAAGAUGAUGGUGGGAAUGAUCAAUCUGGGACAGCAAGGAAGGCAAAAACUCUAGUGCAUAUUGUUCCUUCUCCAGAUAUUGCAGAUGGCCACCUCUCAAAUGAUGUAGAUUUUCUAAGCCAAAACACUCCUCAUCGUAGUAAACCGGCAGCUUUGGAUCCAUGCCAUGACGAUGAAAGACAAAAUGAAAAUCACCAUCUUGUGAAUGGGUCGCGUCCAAGGAAGUCCGGAAAGGGUUCCUCCUCACGGUCUAAGGACAAGACUAGGAAUUUUAAUUCUGAGCUCGAAAAUGAAGUUAAGGUUUCCAAUUCCUUUAAUGCAGAAGCACCUUCCUAUGAUGUAAAACCGACAAAUUGCAAAAACAAGACUGAAGUGAAGUCAGGGAUCAAACCUGAGGAAAAUGAGGACAGAUAUGUUGACAAGAAGGACUAUCAAGGACAAGUGUUGAGUGAUAACAGUAAAAGAGUGAAUCAGUUAAAUGUCAGGGGACCCAGUGGUUUGGAUGUUGAAGUAGGCGCUACUCGCAACCAUGAUGCAGUCUCUACUCCAAAGCAGAGUGUGCUGAUAGAUAUUGAAAAGGUCUCUGAUAGAGGGACGACACAAUCAUUGCCUUCUUCUGGAGGAGCUCAAAAUGAGACACUUGCUGGCAGCUCUCAUCCAAAUUCUUUAUCUCACCAAGGAAACAGUGCCAAUAUGUUGGUUAUUAAUGCCUCUGCUGGGGAAAAUACUGAAAUGAAGGAGUUGAAACAGAGUAGAAAGGUCAAUGAUCCAAAUGGGAUGAAUCAUCAUCAUCAUAGCAGUUCCAGAAAUGCCUCAUCACAUGGGCACAGGGUCAGGGAUCUUGAUGGUCCAAGUUCAGUUAAAAGGGAUUCCUCGAGUCAGGCUGCUAACAAUGCUUUGAAAGAAGCUAAAAAUAUGAAACACAUGGCUGAUCGUGUCAAGAAUGCCGGGUCAAAUCUUGAGAGUACAAGGCUUUACUUCGAGGCAGCUCUGAAGUUUCUUCAUGGAGCAUCUCUGUUGGAAAUCUGUAGUGGUGAGAGUGCCAAAAAUGGAGAGCCAAUGCAAGUUUACAGCAGCACUGCGAAACUGUGCGAGUUUUGUGCUCACGAAUAUGAGAAAUCCAAAGACAUGGCUGCUGCUGCUCUGGCCUACAAAUGCAUGGAGGUUGCAUACAUGAGGGCAAUUUAUUCCUCACAUACCACUGCAAACAGAGAUCGUCAUGAGUUGCAGAUGGCUUUACAAAUUAUUCCUCCAGGUGAAUCACCUUCUUCUUCUGCCUCUGAUAUUGAUAACCUGAACCACACAACAAUAGCAGACAAGGUUCCCUUAACCAAAGGCGUAAGCUCCCCUCAAGUAGCUGGAAGUCACAUUAUUGCUGCUCGGAAUCGUCCCAACUUCGCACGAUUGCUCAGAUUUGCACAGGAUGUAAAUUCUGCAAUGGAAGCCUCUAGAAAGUCACGCCUUGCUUUCGCGGCAGCUAAUGUCAGCCUGGGAGAAGCCCGAUGUGGAGAGGGCAUUUCUUCCAUUAAAACAGCUCUUGAUUUUAACUUCCAAGAUGUGGAGGGACUGCUACGUUUGGUGCGGCUUGCAAUUGAAGCUAUUAGCCGCUAAUGUGUCUGGUUGUGGUGGAGAUGAUAACAACCUUGGAGGAAUUUUUGAUUGGUUGCUGUGUUCUUGGGGUUUGGCCUUUUAGGUAACGAUAGAAGGCACCCUGAUCUCUCUGUUGCGGUGGUUGAUAUGUCUUUUGAGGGAUCAGUUAUCAGCAAGAUGCCAUCUUGGUGCUCAUUGUACAUGUGUAUACUACAGGAUAAUUUUGGACUUUUGAGUAUAUUCAUUUUAAUCAUACUUCAGCUGCCCUCUGAUGCAGACAAUGACCUCACUUGAGCCAUUUCAAGAGUGUUACCGAGGACUAUCGAUUCACGAGACUUCUGCAGAAGAGAGAAUUUGGAGACUGUAGAAAUAAGGAAGUUUUAUGGUCCAAAAUGGUUGUGCUUUGAGAAAUAAUGGAUAAGGGUAGAGAUCCCCGACUAUAAUUUACGUGGGAUUGUAGAAUUCUGAAAACCAGAGGAUCCCAUUUUUAUGGAGAUUGUUUUUUAUUUUUCCUGGAUGGAGUUCUCGUUUUGCCAUCGUGUUAAUUUGCUAUUUACAACUCAUUGGAAGACAUUUUGAGGAAAAAUUGUAAUAUAUGCGCCGCUAACAUCAUGGUCUCAAUUUGACCGUCAGAGACCACUCUUUCUUCGGUCCAAGCACCUUGUAAAGAUGACAGGGCAUUCUCAGGUUACCCUCUUGAGCUUCUGUAAUUGCAGUUUGAACCAUUUUUUUCCCUUUUGUUAAUAGAGAGAUAUUAGGUAGAAGUUGGAGAGUUAAUGGUGGAAAAAUAACAUAACUGUUGCAUGAGACGAGGUUGUGCCCUGUAAGGUUUGUGGGUUGACAAUAGCUGUAAACAUUAGUUGGAUUGUUCAUUGUUCUAGUGUGUGAUCACCUCUGUCUCUCUCUCUCUCCCCCUCUUUCCUUUGUAGCGGCUGCUACGCGUAGAUGCGUGCAUGUUUAUGCUGAUCUUUAAAAUAUUGGAUAAACUCACUCCCUUCUGUA
Populus euphratica (Euphrates poplar) is the source of this 6405-nucleotide messenger RNA. RefSeq names its product CW-type Zinc Finger. Gene Ontology annotation, molecular function: zinc ion binding. The record is from RefSeq and is a predicted model, not a curated record. The transcript is spliced from 12 exons. NCBI's taxonomy places the organism in Eukaryota, Viridiplantae, Streptophyta, Magnoliopsida, Malpighiales, Salicaceae. Bases 442 to 5424 code for a protein of 1660 amino acids.